Molecule: messenger RNA, 2995 nt
Organism: Fusarium venenatum
Lineage: Eukaryota; Fungi; Ascomycota; Sordariomycetes; Hypocreales; Nectriaceae
Source: RefSeq, a predicted model, not a curated record
CUUGCCUGGUAUGCCCUCUCCCGUGCUUGCAGUACCUCAAGGGACUGCUGUGCCCGUGUCUUUUACACAAGGUACAUGCAGUAGGCCUAGUUUCUCGACUAUCACAGAAGCUUUCUUCCAUCAUGCCGCCACACAACCUUCGGCAAAGGCGGCACGAGAUCUGUCUGCCGAGCCGCCUGUUGAGAUAAGCUAUGGCGAGCUUGCCCAACAAAGCAUCAGCUUGGCUCGACGAUUGCAAAGCCUUGGUGUUUUGCCAGGGGAUCGUGUCCCUCUUGUUGUCAAGCGUGGUGUUGGCAUGCUUGUCGGAAUCAUCUCUAUCCUGUCAUGUGGUGCUCAAUAUGUUCCUCUUGACGGAGGUGUCGUUGCAGAUGAGACUUUACGUUUCGUGUUGAAGCAGACAGGUGGAAAGGUUGUUUUGACUUCAAAAUCAACAGCUCAUCGUCUAUCAAACACAGGAGUUUCCAACAUUGUCACGAUUGAGGACUCACAUGAGAUCGACGACAAGUCGGACUUUAUCCCCUUCGGUCAGCCUGAAGCUGGUUGUUAUGUGAUAUACACCUCAGGAACAACUGGCACACCGAAGGGAGUAGAUGUCAGCCACCGCAACGUCACAAACUUGCUAUGUCAGGCACCAGGAAACUUGGGCAUUGGACCAGGAUCAUGUGUUGGCCAAGUGUUGAACGUCAGCUUUGAUAUGGCUGCCUGGGAAACACUCGGUUGUCUAUCUAAUGGAGGUACUCUGAUCCUUCGCGGAUCAAAUUGGUCAAAAGCCCUAAAAGAGUUGGAUGUUCUCAUUUGCACACCAAGCAUUCUCUCAAAACAAAACCCCGAGGACUUUCCAAGACUGAAAACAGUCGCCACAGCAGGUGAACCAAGCUGUCAAAAACUUGCAGACCUCUGGGCUUCUCAUGUGUCCUACUUCAACUGCUAUGGCCCUACAGAAACCACCAUCGUCAACACGACUCACCUCCACCAGACAGGCCAACCGCUAUCCAUUGGUAAACCUACACCAGGAAAUACCGUCUACAUCUUGGAUGAGUUCUUAAAACCUGUUCCUGUUGGCGAGGUUGGUAAUGUGUGGGCUGGUGGCGCGGGAGUGGCGCGAGGCUAUGUCGAUCUGCCCGAUAAGACAGCUGAGAGAUUCCGCCUGGACCCAUUUGCCCAAGACGGAUCAAACAUGUACAACACCGGAGAUUUAUGUCAAUGGAACACGGAUGGCACUCUUCACAUCCUUGGCCGUAUUGACGACCAAGUCAAAGUCAAGGGCUUCCGUGUUGAACUCGACGGCGUUGUUGCAUGCAUCAAGUCCUGCCCUUCAGUUCAAUCAGCAACCGCUCUUCUGAUCAACGAAGAGAUCCAUGCCUUUAUCACUCCCAGCCAUUGUCCCGUUCCGGUCGUUGAGGCACACCUCAAGACUCUCCAGCCUUACUACGCCAUGCCGACGCAUUACCACCAACUGGAGACUUUACCCAUGACCGCAAACGGUAAAGUCGACAAGCAUGCUCUGAAGAUGUCUGUGUCAAUGGCUGUCAGCAGCCAAGUCCGCACUCCCCUACCGGCUGUAUUGGCACACGCUCGCAUGGAUUCGAACGCUUCAAGUGCUACGCAAUUCAGUUCUUUCUCAGAUGCUUCUGAUGCAACUCUUAUUCCCGAGCACCAGUAUGAUCUUGAGAAGGCUAUUCCAGAGAAAGACCUGCCCAAACACGCCCGAGGAGUACGCCACAGAAUUCUCAUCGUGUACCGUCGCUUAUUCUCACUUGUUGGCUUGUUCAAUAUUGGCGCCGCUAUCGCUCUUCUUCUGACCAGCAUCAACCGAGAAUGGAUGGGUAUCAUCACCGCCAUCAACUUGGCCACUGCCGUUCUUGUCCGUCAAGAAUUUGUCAUUAACGCUCUCUACACCAUCACAUGCAGCGUACCUAAGUCCUGGCCUCUUGCUAUUAGAUCUCGCUGUGCAAAGAUCUAUCAUCUUGGCGGUGUUCACUCUGGUGCAGCUGCGAGUGCAGGAGCAUGGCUCUUGGCAACCAACAUUGCAGAUAUUGCAUGUGCGUUUGGAAACUGCCCCAACUGGGGUAACCUCUCCAUCGCAUCUCAAGUCAUUUCGUGGAUUCUCUCGGUCAUGUUUGUUGGCAUGAUUGGUAUGGCUUGGCCAUCUGUCCGCAAGCGAUACCAUGACCUCUUUGAGAGAACCCACCGAUUCGCUGGUUGGACCAUGCUCGCUCUCUUCUGGGUCCAAGUCGUCCUCUCAGCCAACGACAGCACACCAGCUGGCACAACCUUGGGAGAGUCCUGUGUUAAGUCACCUGCCUUUUGGCUCUUGGCGGUAGCCACAGCCAGCGUUGCGUCUUCGUGGUGCUUCCUUCGAAAAGUCCCCGUGGAAGCUGAGAAGCUCUCGGACCACGCUAUCAGACUUCAUUUUGACUACACUGUCCCUGUCAACGGGUCUUUUACCCGUCUCUCACGCCAACCUCUUAAGGAGUGGCACUCCUUCGCCACCAUUCCCGCCCCAGAGCCUGUGAACGGAAGAUCAAAGGGCUAUUCACUCGUCGUUUCUAACGCUGGUGACUGGACAAAAGCCACCAUCCAGGAUGGCCCAUCGUACAUUUGGACACGUGGCGUACCUACAUGUGGUGUCAUGCGCAUAGCAACGCUGUUUAACCGCGUCGUUCUCAUCGCGACGGGCUCAGGAAUCGGUCCUGUCUUGGGCCACAUCCAGAAUCCUUCCUGCCCAACGCAGCUCAUCUGGUCAACCAAGAACCCAGAAGAGACAUUCGGUAAAGAAAUUUGCGAGACCAUUAGCAACAGCAUCCCCAACGCGGUCAUCCACGAUACUAAGAAGCUUGGGAGACCUGACUUGGUGAAGAUGGGCUACAACUUGGUCAAGCAAUUCAAGGCUGAGGCUGUCAUCAUUAUUGCGAAUGAGAAAAUCACCAAGAAAAUUGUUUACGGACUGGAAACGCGUGGUGUUCCAGCCUACGGAGCUAUCUGGGAUAGCUAA